CCGGCCUCCAGGUGGAUCCCAGCGCAGAGCCUGCGGUGUCCUGAGCCCUCGGCACUCAUCCACAAUGGCAGGUCGAGGUGGAGCCGCUCGACCGAACGGGCCGGCUGCUGGGAACAAAAUCUGCCAGUUCAAACUGGUGCUGCUGGGGGAGUCGGCAGUGGGGAAGUCCAGCCUUGUCCUGCGCUUUGUCAAGGGACAGUUCCACGAGUACCAGGAGAGCACGAUUGGAGCUGCCUUCCUGACACAGACGGUCUGCCUGGAUGACACAACGGUGAAGUUUGAGAUAUGGGACACAGCGGGGCAAGAGCGGUACCACAGCCUGGCCCCCAUGUACUACCGCGGGGCCCAGGCAGCCAUCGUGGUGUACGACAUCACCAACACCGACACAUUCGUACGAGCCAAGAACUGGGUGAAAGAGUUGCAGAGGCAGGCUAGCCCCAAUAUUGUAAUUGCACUAGCAGGAAACAAGGCAGACCUUGCUACCAAGAGAGCUGUGGACUUCCAGGAUGCACAAACGUACGCAGACGACAACAGCUUGCUGUUCAUGGAGACGUCAGCAAAGACAGCGAUGAAUGUGAACGAAAUCUUCAUGGCAAUAGCCAAGAAACUGCCAAAAAACGAACCGCAGAAUGCUCCUGGUGGCUCAGGCAGGAAUCGGGUGGUUGACCUGCAGGAGAGCAGCCAGCCCAGCAGGAGCCAGUGCUGCAGCAACUGAGCCCGCCUGAGCCCCCGGCCGUGACUGGAACCCACGCUAACAAUCGCACUUACGUAGAGCAGCCACUGCCCGUGACUGCUGUGAUUUCUCCAUCCCUUUCUGAUCAUAGGCUGGAGGGAGUUCUUCCACCUGCACCUUUCUGUACAAAUACUAAUUCAAUUCUAAGUCUUAAGUCACUUUUUUAAUAUAUGAACUUCUGCUCUUCCCUCUUCCUGGUGGUGGUGGAUGCAUGACCUGGUGCCUGUCCCGCGGGGGGCAGCGGCUCCGGGUCCCACAGCACUGUAGUGCACUAUUGGAAACAAAGGGAUAUUGAGGCUGAAACCUGGUCUAAAAUUACCCUUGUGUAAAAGCCGAGGCUCUUACCAGUACGAUACGCCUAGAACAACCACUAAGCUGUAGCAUUAUCAUGACAAACUCUGGCUUGUCAGCCACUCUUGACCAAAUCAGUGAUGAGUAUUCUGGGGUGGGCAGAGGGAAGCAAAACUGGUUUCUUCUGUAUUUUGUAUUGUAUGUUUCUUCAUGUAACCAAUCAGUAUCUUGUCAAUAUAGUACAUACAACGAGCUGCCUGUUGUCUUUAUUUGUGUUGGACUCUAGCAUGCCAACUCUUUCAUUUUUUUCUAUCUCCAGUUCUGUCGUAAUGCACUAAUCCUGUUGCAACUUUUGCAAAGAUCUUGUAUAGAAAAUUGUCCUUUUUUGAUGGUUGUGAUGCCACUAAUGUUGUUAACCCUACUCUAGUGUGAAUACACAUGGUUUACCAAUGUACAGAGGUGGGGUGGGGGAAACCUCAGAACUUGUCAGUGGAAACAAUAUGUAUUGCAAAAGCCUGUAACUCCACAAAGUAUGAAGGGAGGUAUUAAAAUGGCUUCUGUUGCCAGGCUC
Molecule: messenger RNA, 1595 nt
Organism: Mesitornis unicolor (brown roatelo)
Lineage: Eukaryota; Metazoa; Chordata; Aves; Mesitornithiformes; Mesitornithidae
Gene: RAB5C
Product: RAB5C, member RAS oncogene family
Exons: 5
Coding region: 65-715 (216 amino acids)
Molecular function (GO): GTPase activity; GTP binding
Source: RefSeq, a predicted model, not a curated record